AUGAAUCGUCCUCCCCGAGGAAAUCGCGGUGGUGAGGUGAUUGUUCUAGUCGAAGACAACACAAGUCCGUAUUAUCUUCAUGCUAGUGAUAAUCCGAGUCUCCAGUUGGUUCCUCACUUGUUGAUUGGUUCUAACUACAUCAAUUGGAGUAGAUCUGUCGUCACAGCCUUGAUUGCUAAGAACAAACUCUCGUUUGUCAAUGGAUCACUUCCUCGACCUCUAAUUGAUGAUCUCUUGUCUCCUUCAUGGAUCAGAUGCAAUAGCAUGGUGAUUUCCUGGCUUCGUAAUUCAGUUUCUCCUCAGAUAUGUCCGAGCAUAAUGUACAUUGAAGAUGCUCAUGAGCUUUGGCUGGAUCUACGAGAUCGAUUCUCUCAGAUCGACUCAGCUCGAUCUUAUCAACUCAAACAACAACUUAUGUUCCUCACACAAGGUAGUUCGAAUGUGAAUACUUAUUUCACAAAUCUCAGAAUUGUUUGGGAUGAGUUUAAGCAUUCUCAACCUCUUGCUUGGUGCACUUGUACUACUUGUCGUUGUGAUAGUGCUUCAAAGUGA
Messenger RNA from Salvia splendens (bonfire salvia), 552 nucleotides. RefSeq lists its product as uncharacterized. The transcript has a single exon. NCBI's taxonomy places the organism in Eukaryota, Viridiplantae, Streptophyta, Magnoliopsida, Lamiales, Lamiaceae. The coding region runs from base 1 to 552 and encodes 183 amino acids. The record is from RefSeq and is a predicted model, not a curated record.